CUAAUUUGUUCAACAAUGGGUGAGAAGCGCUUUCAUUUUCUGUGGACACCCUCAUCACCGCUCCAGCCAGCAGACGGCGGAAGAAAGGAGGAAGUGGAAACAUCAGCACUAUCUCUUCGACAGAGGAGAGUCAGGGUGGGCGAAAACACUGAGUGACGCACAGCGGCCACACGCUCACAAACUCCGGACAUCAGUGGAGGAAAGACGGAAGGAAGGAAAGGAGCGUCCUCGCUUCGACAGGCUUGUAUGAUCCAUCUCCAGCAGUGCUGACUGAGGAGUGAGGCAGCAGGACUUACACUAAACUCCUCCCCCUGCAGCCAUGCCGCCACCUGCAGACAUCGUCAAGGUGGCCAUUGAAUGGCCAGGGGCGUUCCCCAAGCUCAUGGAGAUUGAUCAGAAAAAGCCUCUCUCAGCCAUCAUCAAGGAGGUUUGUGACGGGUGGUCCCUAGGAAGCAAUGAAAACUUUGCUUUGCAGAUUGCUGAUUCUACAAAUUUCUACAUAACAGAAAAGAAUCGCAACAACAUCAAGAAUGGCUCCAUUCUGCGUUUGACCACCUCUCCUUAUCAGACUGCUCUCCAGCUUCAUGAACGAAUCCAGUCAUCCAGCAUGGAUGCAAAGCUUGAGGCGCUGAAAGACUUGGCCAAUGCUUCCCGGGAUAUCACCUUUGCACAGGAGUUCAUUAACCUGGACGGCAUCUCGCUUCUAACUCAGAUGGUGGAGAGUGGGACUGAGCGCUAUCAGAAACUACAGAAGAUUAUGAAGCCCUGUUUCGGCGACUUGUUGUCCUUUACUCUGACAGCCUUCGUGGAGCUGAUGGAUCAUGGAAUUGUCUCCUGGGAUACGUUCUCUGUGGCUUUCAUCAAGAAGAUUGCCAGCUAUGUGAACAAGGCGGCCAUGGACACGGCCGUGCUGCAGCGCUCCCUGGCCAUCCUAGAGUCCAUGGUGCUCAACAGUCAGGAUCUCUACCACAAGGUGGCGCAAGAAAUCACCAUCGGACAGCUCAUUCCUCAUCUCCAGGGGACUGACCAGGACAUUCAGACUUAUACUGUCGCUGUUAUCAAUGCUCUGUUCCUCAAAGCCCCAGAGGAGAAGAGACAGUAUGAUGAGCACAUUGUGGACAUCCUAGACUGUCCUCUGACAGAGAUGGCCCACAUUCUGGCCCAAAAGCAGCUGCGCUCCAUCAUUCUUACUAAUGUGAUCCGUAAUCCCACGCCCAUCAAUGAUGAGAUGGCACACCAGCUAUAUGUGCUGCAGGUGCUCAAUUUCAACUUGCUAGAAGACCGCAUGAUGACCAAGAUGGAUCCUCAGGACCAGGCUCAAAGAGACAUUAUCUUUGAGUUGCGGAGAAUUGCCUUCGAUGUGGAGUGUGAACCCAAUAACAGCGGCAGCAUUGAGAAACGCAAGUCCAUGUACACCCGUGACUACAAAAAGCUUGGUUUUAUUAAUCAUGUCAAUCCAGCUGUGGAUUUUACCCAGAUUCCUCCUGGGAUGCUGGCUCUGGAUAACAUGCUCUAUUUUGCUAGACACCACCAGGAUGCCUACAUAAGGAUUGUUCUGGAGAAUAGCAGCAGAGAAGACAAGCACGAGUGUCCAUUUGGCCGCAGCAGCAUCGAGCUGACCAAGAUGCUCUGUGAGAUUCUAAAAGUGGGAGAGCUGCCGAGUGAAAACUGCCAUGAUUUCCAUCCCAUGUUCUUCACCCACGAUCGCUCCUUUGAGGAAUUCUUCUGCAUUUGCAUUCAGCUGCUCAACAAGACCUGGAAAGAGAUGAGAGCCACCAGUGAAGACUUUAACAAGUGCCUGUGGCUGACAUCAAAGCUGUUAUUACUGGCAAAGACUGUCCUCACAUGAAGGAAAAGGGAGCCCUGAAGCAAAACAAGGAGGUGUUGGAACUGGCUUUUUCUGUUCUGUACGAGUCAGAUGAAUACCUAAACUUCAUAGCUCCUGACAAACACGAGUACUGUGUGUGGACUGAUGGUCUGAAUGCUCUUCUGGGAAAGGAGAUGACCAGCGAUUACACCAAAUCCGACCUGGACACCCUCCUCUCCAUGGAGAUGAAGCUCCGCCUCUUGGAUCUAGAGAACAUCCAGAUUCCAGAGGCCCCGCCCCCAAUUCCCAAAGAACCUAGCAAUUAUGACUUUGUUUAUGACUGUAAUUAAAUGUAAAACGACCCAAACGAACCCGGCACCUUCUGUAUUCACUGGACCAAUUAUUUUCUUAGAAACUGGAGCAAGAAUAAUAAAAAAAAGAAAACAAAGAAAAAAAUUUAAAGAAGUGCGACUGAAAGAUGGAUUUACUGAACUGUUCUUACUAGACCUUUGUAAAAGAGAAAAUGGUGCAUAUCAUCCUUAAUCAUUGCACUUGAGAGACCUAAAGGCCAGAUCAGUCCUCGUGUUGCCAUGGAGAUAAGAAAGCCAGCAUUUGUUUGGCCUGUAGUUAAACCUUGUUUGACUCUUUCUUUGCCCUCUUUCCGUCUCUGAUCUUUACCGAUUCUAGACUCAGUCAUGUUCCGUCAUUUUGCUUCAAAAAUGUUGUAGAAACGUGCUUAGAAAAAAUGCCAACAUAACCCCUUUUGCUUGUUAUUUGUCCUCAUUUUGUUGGUUUUCCUCUGGGAUUUUUUUUUUCUUUUUUUAAGGGAGGGAUGAUGUAUUUUUUAUGUCAUUUUUCCAAUGCUAUUUAUUUUCUGUCACAUUCCAGUGAACUUUGUGGCAGCUAAAUGUCUAACAUGAAACCUGAUUACACUUAAUGAACCAAUACGUCUUGGAAAAAAACUAUUGUAGUCGCAUUGAUCUCCUCUCAUACUCACUUACUCAAAACUGUUGAAAGCAACAAAAGUCCCUGUCCUGCAGUGAAAAAUGCUCCUGUUUUUGAAAAAUCAAUGUUCUUGCCACACUGCUGCUUUUUGCUUCUUGUACACUCCUACACAUGUGGCUUUGCCGACCAUAAAAGCACCACCUUUGUGAAACACACUUGUCUCCCUAAUUUGCCUCACUACUUGUAAAUGCUGCUGUAUCAGGAAAAUUUGAGCUUUUAUUUUGACAUUUGUUAAUUGUCAUUUUAGUCAUUUUUUUAUUAUUGUUGAUAGUUGCAAAUUUGAGCGUUUUUAUUUAUUUCAAUACAGAUCGUAGUUGUUUUUUUUUCUAUUAUGACUUAUAUUUUCCCUUUACUAUUAAAUGCCUUCUUAUAUUUUUCUUUAGGAUUUUUCCAAGCUCCCUAAACCUGCUGUUUGCAUUAAAGAAUGGAAAACUGA
Molecule: messenger RNA, 3248 nt
Organism: Oryzias melastigma (Indian medaka)
Lineage: Eukaryota; Metazoa; Chordata; Actinopteri; Beloniformes; Adrianichthyidae
Gene: elmo1
Product: engulfment and cell motility 1 (ced-12 homolog, C. elegans)
Biological process (GO): cell motility; actin filament organization
Cellular component (GO): plasma membrane; guanyl-nucleotide exchange factor complex
Source: RefSeq, a predicted model, not a curated record